Hyla sarda is the source of this 2406-nucleotide messenger RNA. RefSeq names its product four-jointed box kinase 1 (gene FJX1). Lineage: Eukaryota; Metazoa; Chordata; Amphibia; Anura; Hylidae. The transcript has a single exon. The record is from RefSeq and is a predicted model, not a curated record. Gene Ontology annotation, biological process: cell-cell signaling. Bases 503 to 1726 code for a protein of 407 amino acids.
GCCCCUUUAAGAGGAGGAGCUGCAGGGUCAUGAGUGGGCCGGGGAGGGUGUGGGAAUAUUCUCUUCUUCAUCUGGAAGAUGCAAAGCCUGAUGCUUCUCACACCAGAUAAGAGGCUCUGAGGCGCCUGCACGCUCACCCCCCCCAGUGCCACCCUUGUGCCCUCUGCACAAUCUCCAUAGGCUUGGCACGGUCUUCUGCCCAACACAAGGAGCUGAUCGCAACUUUCUAGGAACUGGGAGACCCUGGCUGGCACGAGGGUCUCAUCCUGACAAGACAAAGCCCCCAGCAUGUGCCGCACAUAGGACACAAUGAGCCACCUGGAGUUGUGCGCCAGUUAAGCAUCCAGCAAUGUGCCCACUGUGGGAUCUCCGACACUUCACCCCAGGACACGAGGAACUGGCCAAACACACGAUGUGCCUACUACAGGAGGAAAGGACCAAAUACUAACCCUUGGCAUGUGCCCGGAGAGAAGAGUAUUGGCACCGCACCCUGAGGGUUCCUAUGGAUGUUCCAAACUCUAUGAAUAAGGUUUUUUCUUCAAGGAUGAAAGCAGCCGUGGUGCUGAUCAUAUCCGGAGCCCUCCUGUUAGUGGGGGGUAUUUUCUGGGUAUGGAAAGACCCUCACCCCAUGGAUCACCCUGGAUAUCUCCCCCAAAGAGCACCCCGAGCUUUACGCCUUCCUGCACUUUCUCCGCCGAUCCCCCCGGAGGGUCAACCGUCUGGAUCUGAAAAUAGGACUACUGCUGAUGGGCACCCGGUGGGCACUGGUACUGAAGGGAACCACUCACAGACCUUUGGGCUUUUGGAGCAGGGGAUCUUCUGGGCUCGAGCAGUGGAAAGGGCACUGCCUCAGGGCUUCUCGGAUGAGUACACGUUACACUGGCAGGAGUUUGCCCGCACGGCCAGCAUUGUGUCCAUGGAGAAGGGCUGUGGGCGCAGCACUAACAGACUGGUGACUCUUUCUGAUGGGAGUCGGGCAUGUGUACGCUAUGGGAUUAACCCGGAGCAGAUCCAGGGAGAGGUCCUCUCUUUCUACCUCUCUCGCCUCCUGGGACUGAACACUGUGCCACCUUGUGUCCUUUCCAAAGUGGGUAGCCCUCAGUGGGCACCGGUACAAGCCGAGUUGGCGGGCACAGGAUGGACGUCGGGGUCGAUGGUCACUAUAACCCCUUGGCUGCACAACCUAAGUUCAGUGUUGCCACCUUUAGCCCUCCGUGCCGAGGACGGCAAGCUGUUGCCCCUACGUGAGGAACUCCACUCAGGUCACGCGGGGGUGGUGGAACUGGCACAAUGGGGCGACCUCAUCAUCUUCGAUUAUCUCACCGCCAACUUCGACAGACUGGUGAGCAACCUCUUCAGUCUCCAGUGGGAUUCCCGCGUCAUGUUGCGAGGAACGAACAAUCUCCACCGCACCCCGGAUGGGACCCUCGUACUACUGGAUAAUGAGGCCGGAUUGGUCCAUGGUUACCGCCUUCGGGACACUUGGGACAAGUACAAUGGGCAGCUACUAAACACCGUGUGUCUGUUCCGCAGGGGCAUGGCCAGGCGGCUGCGGGAACUCUACCUGUCGCGGAAAGCGGCCGAGGAGCUCCACGCACUUUACGCCGCCAGGGAACCUCUGGCCGCGGAUCUGGGCGUGCUGACUGAGCUGGAGGCGCAGAUCUUGCAGGAUCGGGUGGGGGUAAUCUAUAGACAUAUACAGACCUGCCAAGGCGAGUACAGCUGAUAAAGGGUUAACUGGCAUCCACGAGAAGCCAGAUACCAGUUGACGUGGACCAUUGCGGUGCCGGGCAGUAUCGGGUGACCAUUGCGGUGCCGUGCAGUAUCGGGUGACCAUUGCGGUGCCGGGUCAUGGAAAAUACUACUGAUUCUGUGUAGGUGGUCUGCAACCGGUGUCUCUCUCUCCAACUACAACUCCCAACAUGGCGGGAAGUCGCAUGGUGGGAGUUGUCGUUUCUCAAAGCGCCACCGGUUCGGAGACCACGAUUCUAACCACAGGGAUGGAAAUUGUUAUUUCUAACAUUUCAGGGACUAAAAAAGAAAAAAAAACUAAAACUAAUAUAUGUUUAAAGCUACUAGUAACAUUCAUUGUGCGGGACCCGGAUUAUAACCCGGGGGCUGAUAACAUAGAACAAUAGCUCGCCGCCAGCCGCGUAAACCAACGGUAUCGCCUAGUCUCUAGGUAUGGAAUGUUAUUAACAGCUCCGUUAUGUAAGGAAACUUUUUUUAUUUUUUUUUUGGGAUUAGGCACGUGGGCCCUUUAAGGUGACCGCGUUCGAUUUAGUGGUGGUGGCGGUUCAGCGCUGUAAAUAAACGGAAACGGGAAAUAUUUAUCAGGAACGGAUAUUAUUCCCCGCCAGCUGUGGAAGAAAUGAGGGACCAAAUAAAUUCUGUUAUGAAACUAAA